CAAACUCAUUCGCAUUAGAGCUUCGCAGCAAAUAUUAAAUUUCUAUAAACAAAAUAUCGAGCAAACAAAAUGAGUCGCAAAAUUAAGAAAACUAAGCUGACGACGGAGCAGCCUGCAGCCAACUUGACCACAGAAGUGGAAGUGCAAACGCCCAGAUCCGCCUUGGCUGGCAUGGGAGGCGAUGAGCAUCGCAUUUAUAGCAGCAUGUUCGAGGUGUUUGGCAUAGUCCAAGGCGUUUUCUUUCGCAAGCACACACAGGCGAAGGCCAAGCAGCUGGGCUUGGGUGGCUGGUGCAUGAACACUAGAGAGGGCACGGUCAAGGGCGUUAUAGAGGGCAAGCUAUUGGGCCUGAAUGAAAUGUAA
This is a messenger RNA of Drosophila busckii, 363 nucleotides long. RefSeq names its product acylphosphatase-2. Gene Ontology annotation, molecular function: acylphosphatase activity. The coding region runs from base 70 to 363 and encodes 97 amino acids. Lineage: Eukaryota; Metazoa; Arthropoda; Insecta; Diptera; Drosophilidae. The record is from RefSeq and is a predicted model, not a curated record. The transcript has 3 exons.